AUGACGACUGAAGUAGAAUCAGACGCCGUCGUAGAUGGCAAGCCGAAAAAGCCAGCAACUCACGCUGAACGCGGCGCAGCUGAUCUUGAAAAAGUAACGGACUUUGUUGAGGAGACGGAGUUUUCGGCCGGCUUUGGUGAUGCGGUGAAAGCCGUAACCAACGAUGUCGAUAAGAAGUCCACACCGGUUCUUCCGAAAAUUAAGCUGAGGAACGAGGACGUUGAACUUCUUGUACGUUUGCAUACCAGUGUUUGCUUUCGGAUGCGUGACAUGCCACGGUAUCAUGGCAUGUUACACCAUUUCCCCCCAAGUUUUAUGAUAGAGGAAACAAAUUCAGUAGCAGUCUGCUAAACUUCCUAUAUAAGGUUUUGGAAAUCCAUGAAACUGAUGUCUUUGUUGUUACUCGGUGCUAUUCUGGCCUAAAUUUUUUUGAAGUCGUAUUCGCAUUUAACUAGGAUCAAUGUAUAUCUGAACACUGCAUAGUCAGGUCCCGGUGUGUCCCAUGCGAAGAUGCCCAUCUAAUGUAUACAGUCAAUCAGUUUUUUUUCCCUUAGUAAUUGCCUAAAGUGGAUGCCGCCUCAUCGGCCAAUGGUAGCUAGCCUCCUCACGCUUGCAGUCUUAACUGCAAACAAACCACUUUGUCGUCUAGGACGCAUUUGCUUUCACCGUGGACUUCUCAGUGUCCUAAGUAGUUGUGACGGUAGUUGAGCCGAUUUCAUUGUAAAGCGGCCCGCUUACUCCACCGGGUUCGCAAGGGAAAUUCACACGGAAGUUAGUGAAAUGUAUCCGAUUUUGGCUGUGUCGGCCUGUACAGCAAGUUUCGACCAGUGGUAAAUACGUGUCUGUACUCGGACAUUACAAUGAUGAUCUCCCUGCUGAAGGGAGAGAGUGAAGGGGGAACAUGUCAGACUCGUUUUUCCCUAGCGAGUCACUUCUUACCCUCGUUUAACUGCCGCAAACCCUACAUCUUCGGCAUGGAGCUUCCGCCUUCGGUCUAGAUAGAAAGUUUUAUUCGCAGACUAUGUUUUAGGAAGGGCAUAAUAAACAGUGCCCAACGACAUGUGGACGGCGUUGGCGCCCGUCAACUGACGUUGUGAAGCAAAAGAGAACAGCGGUAUCUUGUAGCAAUAGAGUUAUAUUAAGUUAUUUAUUCAGUGUUGUUUGAUGGGUAUGUACGCAGCAUAUAAAGACUACGGAGAAUCAUUAUCUCACGCUCUCGGCCAGCAUAGAAGAAAUAAGACAAAUUAUGACCCUGAUCGCAAAGAACGAGCAGGUUUAUCGUAUCCCAUAGGAGUGUGGAGUGCAGUACAUUAUCGGACAUAAAAAAUCUGGAGGUUUGAUGGGCUGGAAAACUGCCUGGAAGCCGCCAAAUCUCGAAAAACGAGAAAGUCAGAUAGACCUGACAAUAUUUGAUAAACUGACCACCUAAUUGACCCGACAAACUCGAAUUAUGUCAAAUAAGAGAAACAAACUGCAGAAAUUGUUUAUUUUACACGAAUUAUUCAUGAGUAAGACAGAUUUAAGUUACGGCUAUGAAAAGCUUCAACACUACCCGGACGGAGGACAUUUGGGAACACCGCUAAUCCAUAAUAAUAUUUUGCUCAUUUUAAAUGCCUUCAGUCCUUUGAAUCCAGCCAUUUCCGUUCUAACGCUAAGUGGACCGCGUACUCUCCUCGCAUACUUUCCACCGAUCCGUACAAAUACGCAGCAGAUUUUUGCCCUUUGGAAAUCUCCGCACAUUUUGCUGUUAUUUCUUACUGAACGAUUUGACCAAGAUAAAUGCUGCAUCGCCGUUCACUGCACAAGCAUAAAUGCCACUUGCUCAGUGCCUUUUCUGAUACGGGUAGAGCGGAACUAGGUAAUUUGUAAUAAAGUCCCUGCGCAGUCAGCUUUCUGAACUUCAUUCUGUCGCCUCCAUCUCUGAAAACAGCAUAACCUUUCUCGCCUCGGGCCCUCUUGGGGAUUAUAUAACAUGGGGCCCGAAAAAUCCGAACCCCUAAAGACUAGGCCAUGCCAAACCUCCAGCCAAGACUUUCAUUCGAUAUGAAGAACCCAGCUUCCUUGACCGUUCCCUGGCUUGUUGGCUGACCAAUUAUCCGACAGCUGAGGACAUAGACAGGCGUUAUUAAGACCAACUUUGCCAUACAUGGUUUCCACGAAUGGGCUUCGAACUGGCUCACUCCUCUCGCACGACCCUUAGAGGAGGGAUUGUUACCGUGCGUGACAAGAAACUCGUGCAAGUUAGUUAACUCUGCACAUAUUUGCAUGGCAAAACCGUAGCUACCACUGAAUGCAAAUAGACAUCAUUUCGAAGUUUUCUGAUCGCUGUCUUCAGAUAGCGGGCGAUUUGUCGUCGGUUCUCAGGCACCUCAAGUUUUACAAUUAAUCGCGCAUUGCUACACGGAAAAUAGUUUACCUGGUUCGCGGCUUUGUUUUUACGGUCCUUGUUGUACAUUGGCUCGCUGGUUCCCCCUCCUUGGAGGUCCAGACCAUCCACGACUGCAAGAUUAACCGGAUAUUUCAAGCGACUGCUCGAGCUGCAGCUCCAGUCAUCGACCGUAAAAAUGGAUUUGGUUUUUACGACUCCAACCUUGACUGAGACAGAUUACUCAAGAUACCCCCCAUCGAAAAUACACUUUAGACCGCUUCAUUGAAAAUAUGCACUGAACUCCCGCCAGUAUAUAUGUGGGCGAUGGGGUCAUUUGGGAAUUUGGAGUUUACACGACUGUUUCUAGGCCUAACACCGAAUUCUUGACCUUACUGCUUUAGUGGCUCGGCUGAGUUCCAAUGCGCCAGAAGACCUGAUGGUCUGCACCGUGCCACUGUAGUACCUUUCAACUCGGACGACACAAAAAUCUACUAGAAAACACUGGGAUUUCUUUCAGAUUUUCGCUCCAGCCACCCCAUCGCAAUGCGCUUCUCCUAGGAUUUUAUACGAGAGUCACGACUUCUAUAUGGUUAGAACACGGCUUUCACACAUAUUCUCGAUACAUCUGUACGCCAAAGCCAUGUUUCAGGCAGAUUCUUAAAUUGCCAUCCCUCGACUGAACCUCAUUUCUUGUUUUAGGUCAGAGAAUUCGAGGUUAGCAAGCUAGUCGCUGAGAAGAAGCUCAAAGAGUUCCAAGGCAAUGUUCGUCUCGCUCUUAUCGCCAUGUCCAGAUAG
Spirometra erinaceieuropaei is the source of this 3163-nucleotide messenger RNA. NCBI's taxonomy places the organism in Eukaryota, Metazoa, Platyhelminthes, Cestoda, Diphyllobothriidea, Diphyllobothriidae. The record is from the annotation of a GenBank genome assembly.